Messenger RNA from Telopea speciosissima, 2168 nucleotides. RefSeq lists its product as uncharacterized. The coding region runs from base 46 to 2130 and encodes 694 amino acids. Lineage: Eukaryota; Viridiplantae; Streptophyta; Magnoliopsida; Proteales; Proteaceae. Gene Ontology annotation, biological process: lipid metabolic process. The record is from RefSeq and is a predicted model, not a curated record. The transcript has 14 exons.
CCCCUUGGAUACUGAAUCUCCUAGAGAUUUUAGAUUUUGAUUGAUAUGGGAACAAGCGAUCCAUAUGUGGUUAUUCAAUUCGAUGGACAAGUUGUCAAAAGCAAGGUUAAAUGGGGGACCAAAGAACCAACAUGGAAUGAGGAGUUUACUCUAAACAUUAAGUUACCCCCUACCAAAAUUCUUCAGGUUGCAGCUUGGGAUGCAAACCUUGUAACUCCACAUAAGCGUAUGGGCAAUGCAGGCCUUAACCUGGAAGCCUUUUGUGAUGGAAACGUGCAUGAGGUGCUGGUGGAAUUGGAAGGCAUGGGAGGUGGUGGAAGGAUAUAUCUAGAGGUAAACUAUAAAAGCUUUGAAGAAAUUGAUCGAGAGAAACCAGGGUGGCGGAUCCCUUUUGUUUCAGAUUUUCUUGAAAAGAACGGUUUCAAGUCUGCUCUAAAACUGAUUGUUGGAUCUGAGACUGUACAAGCACGUCAGUUUGUGGAGUAUGCAUUUGGGCAAUUGAAGUCAUUCAAUGAUGAUUACCUUCAAGAUCAAUUUUCUAAGAGGGAUACCUUUGACAUUGAAGGCUCUAGAAAAUCUGAAAAUCAAGUUGGUGUUCCUGAUAAGACUUCACAGCCUGAGGGUAGCCCAGAAGAUUCUUUUUCUGUAAUAAAUGAUGGGCAAGACAGAAAUUUACUGGAGAGUCCAACUAAUAAUAGUUCAGGGGAUUAUGAAACUAGCUCUUCCGUGAAUACAAAAGUUCAUGAAUCUAUGCAAUCAGAUAAACAUUUUUGGAAGAAUUUUGCUGAUUUUACCAAUCAAACUGUUGUUCAGAAGCUCGGUAUACCGAUUCAAGAGAAAAUAAAGUGGGAUGGAUUUGACUUACUGAAUAGAAUCGGCUCACAAUCACGUAAGAUUGCAGAAGCGGGUUAUGUUGAAUCGGGGCUUGCAACUCCAAAAAGUCAGGAUAACAAUGGUUCUACAACUGGACGACCUACCAUCAGUGCAAUUCAAUCUUCCCUUCCAGAUAUUAAGAAGGCAUCAUCAGAUGUAUUAAGACAAACUGAUUCCAUUUUAGGAGCACUAAUGGUUCUUACGGCUGCAUUUUCUGAAAAGUAUAAGCAAGCAGGUUCAGUGGAAAAGAAAGAAACUGAAAAAGAUGCUUCCACCACAGUGCAGGAUGACGUUUCAGGAUAUCAUGUGAAUGGAAAGGUAGGUGGCACCUUGGAUGUAUCUGUGUUGGAUCAAAGAAAAGAAGAGGAGAUGAAGUCACUAUUUUCAACAGCAGAGAGUGCGAUGGAGGCAUGGGCUAUGCUUGCCACUUCAUUGGGUCAUCCAAGUUUUAUUAAAUCUGAAUUUGAGAAGAUAUGUUUUCUUGAUAAUGCGUCCACUGAUACACAGGUAGCAAUUUGGCGUGAUUCUUCAAGGAAAAGAUUAGUUGUUGCUUUCAGGGGAACUGAACAGGUAAGGUGGAAGGAUUUGCGAACUGAUUUAAUGCUAGCUCCUACUGGGCUAAAUCCUGAGAGGGUAGGUGGCGAUUUCAAGCAAGAAGUUCAAGUUCAUAGUGGUUUUUUAAGCGCAUAUGAUUCAGUGAGGACUAGGAUCAUGUCACUUAUUAAGAUGGCAAUUGGUUUUGUAGAUGGUGCGGAAGUGGUGAACAAAUGGCAUAUAUAUGUGACUGGUCAUAGUUUGGGUGGUGCGUUGGCUACCCUUCUUGCUCUUGAACUUUCAUCAAGUCAAUGGGCAAAGUGUGGAGCAAUAUCUGUGACCAUGUACAACUUUGGUUCUCCUAGAGUUGGGAAUAAAAUAUUUGCAGAAGUGUACAAUGAGAAAGUUAAAGAUAGCUGGAGAGUUGUAAACCAUAGAGAUAUUAUUCCAACAGUCCCUCGGUUAAUGGGCUAUUGUCAUGUAGCUCAGCCUGUCUAUCUAGCAGCUGGAGAACUAAGGGAUGCCUUGGAAAAUAUGGAGCUUAUGGGAGAUGGAUACCAAGCUGACAUAAUCGGGGAGUACACACCUGAUGUUCUUGUCAGUGAGUUUGUAUGUUCUUUAACUUCAAAAUCUUUAUGUUUAAUAUCUGUAGCUUGUGGCUUAAUUCUUAAUACUUAUUCAGUUGAUGAAUUUUUUAAUUGGCAAGCAGAGGACUGGAAAUGAAAGGUAAUAUGUUGCAUACUUAUGAUACUUCUCAUGUA